Molecule: messenger RNA, 2040 nt
Organism: Brassica napus (rape)
Lineage: Eukaryota; Viridiplantae; Streptophyta; Magnoliopsida; Brassicales; Brassicaceae
Product: F-box/LRR-repeat protein 13-like
Exons: 3
Coding region: 476-1900 (474 amino acids)
Molecular function (GO): protein binding
Source: RefSeq, a predicted model, not a curated record
UAGGAUUUAAUAUUUAUAAUUUUGAAAAAUAUUGUUUAAAUUUUGAAAAUCUUGUUUAGUAAGAAAAAUUGUAUGAUUGUAAAAGCAUACUUAAGUAAUAUUUCAAAAUUUGUAAAAUAUUCUAUAUUUCUAUUAUUAUAUUAUUUAUUGACAUAUUUGAAUUGAUUUGAUUCAAAGAUGACAUAUGAAUUAUUACCAUGUUUUGAAAAAUUUACAAAAAUUAGAAAUGAAUAUUAAAUGUAGUUGACCAUGUCAUUUUUUCUAGUAUAUCAUAUCACUUUUUUUUAGUGAAAGUGAUUAUAGAGAUGAUAUGUGUUAAAUCAACUUCACAAAUAAUGUCUACAAAAUUUUGGUGAAAAAAUUUCAUCAUCUCAGAAAUUAGAAACGUGUAGAGAUAAAAAUCCACCACAAUCUCUCUGGCCUCUAUAGCUAAUCUUUAAAAACCCUUACUUAUUCUCCUCUCCUUUUCGAUUUGAUGUUUACGUUCAUGGAUGCAGCCAGAGUGAAACCUGCUCGUUCCACCAACCCACCGAGCGAAGUUGAUCGGCUAAGCAGUUUGCCAGAUUGCUUGAUAUUACAGAUAUUCUUAAAUCUUCCGACCAAAGAUGUGGUUCAGACUAGUGCGUUGUCCACCAGAUGGACAACUCUCUGGAAAGACGUUCAUGGUCUGGAUUUGGACGCCGAGGAUUUCUAUAUACGCGAAACAUUCGCGAAUUUUGUCGAUAACUUUCUUGAACGCAACCACGGUUUGUCCAUAUAUCGGUUUAAGUUAAAGUACGAUUCUUUUUACUUUGAAGAGCCUGCUGGUCUUAUCAACGGCUGGGUCGACACUGCUGCUAGGCUUAAAGUUGAACAUCUGGAUGUUUCGGACAGUUUUUCCGAAUGGGAUCCCAUGAUGAAUCCAACAGUACUUUACACAUGUAGUAACUUGGUGUCCCUAAGGCUGGUGGGAAUGGGCAUACCUAAUCCCGAGCGUGUUUCUUUACCUUCUCUCAAAACAUUGGUUUUAAUCCUCAUUGAGUUUACAAACGAAUGGGCAUUAGAGAAUUUAAUCUCAAAAUGCCCAGUUCUUGAAAACUUUUGUUUUGAGAGAAGCUACGAUGAUGGAAUACCAAUUUUACGUGUGCAUUCUAAGUCUCUGUUGACCUUCAUGCAUGAUGCGGGUUAUCACGAGGAUUAUGAUGAGGAAGAUCGUUUUGUUGAAAUUGAUGCUCCCAUGCUUAAGUAUCUGAAGAUCAGUGAUGAUAGAUCUUCAAGUUUCAUAAUAAAGAGUCCACCUUCCGUUGUAGAAGCUGAUAUAGAUACUGUGUUUAACUUGACAUCUGAAAGGAGUCUAGGAAUUGCAAAUGAAGUACAAAAGAGAGCGAUGGUUCGUGAUUUUCUCCUUGGGAUCUCUAAGGUCAAGGAUAUGAGCAUCUCCUCAAGUGCUCUCGAGGUCAUAUAUGAUUACUCAAGAUAUGUACAACUACCGGUAUUUCGUAACCUAUAUACCUUGCGUGUCAGGUUCGACAGCUACAUGUGGGAGAUGUUGCCAGUCUUUCUUGAAGUCUGUUCGAAUCUUAAAACUCUUGUCGUGGGAACUUCUGAAAAUCGCAAGAUGGUGGACCUUACUGUUAUUGCCAGGCCUUGGAAUCUGUUAUCAUCUCUAGAGUAUGUUGACAUAGAAAGGCCAUUGAGUGGGGAGGCAUUGGAGAUGACACUAGUGGGUUACUUACUCGAGAACUCACCAAACCUCAAGAAACUGUCAUUAAGUUUUCAUGAUUCCCUAAAGAAAGGAGAAUCUGUCCACAAGCUAACAUUAAGCUUGGAUGAUGCCCCAAAGAAAGAAGAAUCUGACAUCUUCAUAGAACUCCUUAACUUUCCGAGACUCUCUAGCUCAUGCCAAAUUAUUGUACGAUGAUCCUCAUAGUCAUCACCAAUGGACAUAUAAGUUUGUCUUUGAUAACUAUUUGUUGCUUCUUAGUUUAUUAUGACAUUGGAGUGUUGAAGUUUGUAUGAUAAUUAUAGUAUUUAUCAUAUGAGUCAAAUAAGUAUUUGAUU